Molecule: messenger RNA, 3564 nt
Organism: Spodoptera exigua (beet armyworm)
Lineage: Eukaryota; Metazoa; Arthropoda; Insecta; Lepidoptera; Noctuidae
Source: the annotation of a GenBank genome assembly
CUGGCCAUUUCUGCCGAAAAUAGGGAACUUGUGUUGAUCGAUAGAAUUUCGGUGUUUUAAACAUAAUUUACGUAUUUUUUGUAAAGGAAUUUUGAUAACAUUACAUAAUUAAUAUAGCUUGAUAUUUAUUACAUGGCUAUAAGUCAGAAGUGAAUUAACUAUUACUAUAUUAGUCAGUGAAAUCCCGUUACACAUCUUUUAUUUCUGCCACGUUUUGUAGAAAUAGUUCUUAAGUUUUGAUGUAGAAAUGUUUAUUUUAGCUUAAUUACGCUAAUUGAUAUCAGAAACCGCGAUGUCGAGCAUGUCAGAUCGUAAGGCGGAGCUGGAGCGCAAGAAGGCGAAGCUCCAGGCUCUCCGUGAAGAAAAGGAUCGUCGCCGCAGGGAAAAAGAACAGAAAGAUGCUGAAGAAGCUUUGCAACGGGCCUCAGCCACUUCUAGCCUGGACAGUCGGCGUGACCUGGAUGAGAUGCUGUCUUCUCUCGGAGUGGCUCCUGUGAAAGAUGUGCUCUCCUCAUUGUCUUCAAUGACAUCACUGACACCACCACAGACUGCAUCACCAGAUGCCAGCCUACCUCAUACUGAUAAGUCCAGUUUGCCUGCCCAUGGUGGGCCGAAGAAAGCUCCUGCCUUGCAAGUGGUGUCAGUGCAGUCCACAGACAUUCCACCGAAGGAGAAUGUGACUUAUGCCAAGCAGACACAAACCACUGCAUCAGGUGUCAGCGAGCUGCGGGAUGCACACGCAACCGACUACUACGAUGAGUACAAUCUAAACCCGGGUUUAGAGUGGGAGGACGAAUUCACAGUGCUUACAUUCGACGGCGACGGCGCUCGGCAAGGCGAUGAGGAGGAAGCGGCGUUCCAUGGCAAGCUCCCGCCCGGCAUACUGCCGCACGGCCUGCCCACCGUCAAGGAGGUCCAGCCUGCAGUCACUGUCGAACCACAGGAGAAAAAGGACGAGGAGAAAGAGAAGAAAGUUCGUGAGCUGAGCGCGGAUGAGAAGCAGACGAUCAUGCUGUCGGCGGAGUUCCAGCGGUUCAUGUCGAAGGCGGGUCGAGUCAUCGAGCGCGCCCUGGCGGAGUCUGUCGACAUCUACACCGACUACACUGGAGGCGGGGACAGCGAAAAUGCACUUGACGACAAGUCAGUGGCGCGGCUGUCGCUGGUCCGUACGUUCUGGGACGAGCGCUGGUCGCGCGGGCGCUGCGUGACGUGCGCGGACUGGUCGGCCGUGCACCCCGAGCUGUUGCUGGCCUCGUACCACAACUCGGACGACGCGCCGCACGACCCCGACGGCGUCUGUCUCGUCUGGAACACCAAGUUCAAGAAGUCCACGCCCGAAGACAUCUUCCAUUGCCAGUCGCCUGUCAUGAGUGCUACUUUUGCCAGAUUCCACCCUAAUCUAAUCCUGGGCGGCACGUACUCGGGCCAGAUAGUGCUGUGGGACAACCGUGUACAGAAACGUACGCCCAUACAACGCACGCCACUGUCUUCACUCGCACACACUCACCCCGUAUAUUGUCUAUCAGUGGUGGGCAGUCAGAACGCUCACAACCUGAUCUCAGUGUCGACGGACGGUCGCAUGUGCUCGUGGUCGCUGGACAUGUUGUCCCAGCCCCAGGAGACGCUGGACCUCCAGCACCGACAGAGCAAGGCCGUCGCCGUCACGUCCAUGGGCUUCCCCCAUGGAGACGUCAACAACUUCGUGCUGGGCAGCGAGGAUGGAAACAUUUAUACUGGAUGCCUAUACGGGCAGCGUGCAGGAGUGACAGAGAUGGUGGAGGGUCACGCGGGCCCCAUCACGGGCGUGUCGUGCCACGCGGCGGCCGGCUCCGUCGACCUCUCGCAUCUCUACCUCACAUGCUCCAUGGACUGGAGCGUCAAACUAUGGACGCAGAAGGAGAACAAGGCGCUGUACUCGUUCGAGGACAGCGGCGACUACGUGGUGGACGUGCGCUGGUCGCCCACUCACCCCGCACUUUUCGCCGCAGCCGAUGCCUCAGGCCGCAUCGACCUCUGGAACCUUAAUAGAGACACAGAGGUACCAGUAGCAUCGAUCCAGGCGGAAGGUGGAGUAGCAUUCAACCGCGUGUCUUGGACACCGUCCGGCACUCACAUCACCGCGGGAGAUGACGCCGGCAAGAUAUGGGUCUAUGAAGUGGCUGAGCAUGUCGCCCAACCCCGUCACGAUGAAUGGACGAAGUUCGUGUACACGCUACAAGAGUUACGUAACAACCAAGCGGACGAGGAGACGGACCGGCUGAGCCUGGCAGCCAGCGGCCCAUCCUCGCUCACCAGCCUCACAAGCCUGGCCAGCAACCCACUUAGGUAACUGCUGACCAACCAACGAAGGCCGCAGUGGCCCUUGUGAGUCUAUGCUUUGGAUAUGCUAGUGUGAUGUUGAUGAGGAAAGACUGUAUUUGAUGUGAAGUGAGGUGCGUAUGUGUAUAAUAUAAUAUUACUUGAUAUAUCUACAUAAAAUACGCGAGGAGAAUGAUGUAUCCAUUGCUACCAGUCUAGGACUAAAAAAUAUUGUCUUGAAAUUGGUAGUAACUUGGAGGCUUGUAUGUGUCUUAAUGGUGUAGGAAAUAUGGCUGAAUUUUGUAUGGCAUAUAUAUUAACCAUGUAAGGAGUUAAACUAUGAUUUAACAGGAUGGAUAGGUAUUCAAUAUUACAUUAUCAUAUUCAAAGUUUGUUCAGAACUGAGAUAUUAAUGUUUAGUUGCAAUAUACAAAUGUUGCAAUAAUUUUAAUAUAUUAUGCAUAUAUAACAAUGUUAUAUAGAUGUUAUUAGCAUUGUUGAUCCUUAGAACUUUGCUUCAUUUGUUAAGAUUAUGAAGAGAAAAAUGGAAUGGAUACAAAGGAUAUUUUUUCAAUAACUCGCUAAUUUACAGUAACACGCAUAUAGCAUAAAGGUAGAGCAUUCCUUGCACAACUUAAGUUGCUUUGCCUAUAAGAGCGAAAAACUAAUAUGCAGUCAUCAAUACGGAAUAUUGAAUGUUGUAACUAAACAUAAUAUUUUAAUAAAAACAUCUCUCUUUUAGAUAGAAAGGACUAUAAUAUAUAAUUUUAAUGUUGAAUGAUAUGUAUAUUAGAGUUUAUAAGCAGCUGAUGAUAAUCCUUAUUUAUUCAGUGUUGUUACUGUGACACAAAAUAAUGUGAAAUUAGAGAUUAUUACUUUAAUUCCAUAUAGUUAAGUAACUUACUACAACUCCAAAAACUGUUAUGUACUUAGUGUUCUACUGAAUGUAUUUUUAUUUUGUGUUAUAGUAAAUAAAAAAUCCCCAGUUCUCUUUUUAAAGACAAAUGUAACAGUUAAAAUCUAAGUUAGUUUAAGUUUUGUGUUUUCCAAAACUUAGUUGUCUUCAUAAUUGUAUUCAUAUCGCUAAUAUUUAUUAAGUACAGGUAACUAUUUAUAGUAUUACUCAAACUAAACAGAUAAUGCUUUAUUGUAAAAGUUAAAUCAAAUAAAAUAUUGCUUAUAGAAAUUGUUUGUGAAGUUUCAUUUCUUGCCUACUUGACAAGUAAAAUAUUAUAAUUCAAGAAACCUACACAACUCUCCCUUUGG